Molecule: messenger RNA, 1332 nt
Organism: Aspergillus ibericus CBS 121593
Lineage: Eukaryota; Fungi; Ascomycota; Eurotiomycetes; Eurotiales; Aspergillaceae
Gene: derA
Product: putative ER-associated proteolytic system protein Der1
Exons: 2
Coding region: 162-905 (247 amino acids)
Biological process (GO): endoplasmic reticulum unfolded protein response
Cellular component (GO): endoplasmic reticulum membrane; Hrd1p ubiquitin ligase ERAD-L complex
Molecular function (GO): ubiquitin-specific protease binding; misfolded protein binding
Source: RefSeq, a predicted model, not a curated record
AAAGUGGCCCCGUGGAUUCAUCGUUCCCUUAUCAAUUCAGCAAGUUGUUUCCUGGAAACAUACCGUCAAACAUCCUCCCUCACACUCACCGUCGCUUAUUCUUGGUCGCAUUUCUCCCCGCCAACCGACCCAACUCUAGUAGCCUAUCUGGAAGCGAGAACAUGGCCGCCAUCUGGGGUAACGGCGGGCAGGCUGGCCAGUUCCCUCUGGAGCAAUGGUUCUAUGAAAUGCCCCCCGUGACUCGGUGGUGGACAGCAGCCACCGUCGCCACCUCGGUCUUGGUCCAAUGUCAUGUCCUCACCCCAUUUCAGCUGUUCUAUAGCUUUCGCGCCGUAUAUGUCAAGUCGCAGUAUUGGCGUCUGCUCACGACGUUCCUAUACUUCGGACCGCUCAAUCUCGACUUACUAUUCCAUGUGUUCUUCUUGCAGCGAUACUCGCGCCUCCUCGAAGAGUCGUCGGGGCGAUCGCCGGCCCACUUCUCGUGGCUUCUGUUCUACGCCAUGGCCUCGCUCCUCCUUCUUUCGCCGUUCCUCUCGCUGCCAUUCUUGGGCACGGCCCUCUCAUCCAGUCUGGUCUACAUUUGGAGUCGUCGCAACCCGGAGACCCGCCUGAGCUUCCUUGGAAUGCUGGUCUUCACCGCUCCGUAUCUCCCCUGGGUCUUGAUGGCCUUCAGCCUAGUCGUCCACGGGAUUGUGCCCAAGGACGAAAUUUGCGGCGUCGUCGUGGGCCAUGUCUGGUACUUUUUCAACGACGUUUAUCCGUCCCUGCACGGUGGCCACCGUCCUUUUGAUCCCCCCAUGUGGUGGGUGCGAUUGUUUGAGACCAGACCCGGGGAAGUCCGCGGGACGGACGCUGCCAAUGUCAACGGAGACUUUGCCGCUGCCGCUGCACCUGAAGUCCGAUGAGCUAUCUGCGCAUCCUGGGUACCAUCGUCGGAUGGCGCCCAGAAACCGUCAGCGCAAUCGUUCCCGGAACAUCCACCAUCAUUUGCGGAUUAUCUGUUCAAAAGGUCGACGCGCGCGGAUGAAUGAGACUUAAUACUGUCAGGAUAUAGGCAAGGAUUACAGCGGCAUUUCUGGAUUAUUUGGUUCGGGUGGCUGGUCUGGGACGUCAUUUGACCCCACGUUGCAAUAGCUGUUUGCGCUACGGCCUCCUUUGGGAGGACUAGAAAUGAUCGCACGGGCUGUCAGUCUCGAGUAGUAACCUUUGAGAAACAGCACAACUUAUCUCGCCAAUCCCUUGAGGAGGUGGCAUUGGUGUGGGGGUGAUAUUCGAGGAAGGGGAUGAUAUCUCAAGUCCUAGCGGGUGCGCGGUUGGAUGUACACACGUUAU